Molecule: messenger RNA, 2357 nt
Organism: Klebsormidium nitens
Lineage: Eukaryota; Viridiplantae; Streptophyta; Klebsormidiophyceae; Klebsormidiales; Klebsormidiaceae
Source: the annotation of a GenBank genome assembly
ACUGCAGCUUCACAGACUGAGCUCAAGUUGCGACCAUCGUGAAGGGCCCGGGUCCGUUGCAACUUGCAACGCAUUACAUUGAAUUUGUGCUUUGUGUGGUUCAUCAGAAGGACAGUGGUGGUUCAGGUACGCGGCCGGAGGAAGCAAACUACCUAAGGGUUUCUGAGGAAGUUGCCAAGCCUUCCAAGCGUCUUCGCGUGCGCUGCACUCUCAACAUCAAAAUGGAGGCCGUCUGCAGCACCCCCUGUGUGGGGCAGCUGCAUUUCGCCCUCAGUCGACCACUGACCAAGUCCCCGACCUUCGGCCCAUCCGUCCUGAUCCUCCGAAACCCCUGCCAGCUGGCGGCUCGCCAGCAAUCCUGGGGCGCCUCCCCCAAGGCCGCUCUCUCCAGCGCCCACUCUAGUUUCUCCUCUCCCCUUCCCGUGCCAUUCCAGUUUGUUGCUCCCGCCCGCAAGACGCGGUCCGCAAAACUGCCCGCGUUGCCGGCGGUGCGCGCAUCAACUGAGGAUGGGCAGCAGUUUGAUUAUGAUCUUUUUACGAUCGGGGCGGGCAGCGGGGGCGUGCGCGCGUCCCGGUUUGCAUCGCAGUAUGGGGCCAAGGUGGCAGUGUGCGAACUGCCCUUUUCCACCAAGGCCAGCGACGACAAGGGCGGCGUGGGGGGAACGUGCGUUCUGCGUGGGUGUGUCCCUAAGAAGUUGCUCGUUUACGGGUCCCAUUUUGCGGACUACUUUGAGGACUCGCGCGGCUUCGGGUGGUCGUUCCCGGGGGGUGAGCCCGAGGUGGACUGGUCGCACCUGAUUGAGAAGAAGAACAAGGAGCUGGACCGCCUGAACAACGCGUACAAGACUACGCUCAAGAAUGCCAAGGUGGAUCUCAUUGAGGGCAAGGGCACGAUCGUUGACCGCCAUACCGUUGACGUGGACGGCAAGCGCUUCAAGGUCAAGAACAUUCUCAUCGCCACGGGGGGGCGCAUCUUUGUGCCCCCCAUUCCGGGGGCGGAGCACGUGAUCACCAGUGAUGACGCAUUGGACCUGACUAGCGUCCCGUCCAAGAUUGCCAUCGUUGGGGGGGGCUACAUUGCACUCGAGUUUGCAGGCAUCUUCAACAGCGCAGGCGCUGAGGUCGACAUCUUCGUGCGGGGGGACAAGCUCCUGCGCGGCUUUGAUGACGAGGUGCGCGAGUUUCUGGCGGAGCAGCUGCAGGCGCAGGGCAUCCGCAUCCACUUCGGGGCCAAGCCCGUGGAAAUCGAGAAGCGCGACGAGGACCAGCUGACGCUCAAGACGGAGCAGGGUGACACGUGGCAGGGCAGCCACGUCAUGUUCGCCACGGGGCGGCGGCCCAACAUCAAGGGGCUGGGUCUGGAGGAAGCCGGGGUGGACGUGGACGAUAAGACGGCGAUCAAAGUGGACGAAUACUCGCGCACGAGCGUGGACAACAUCUGGGCGGUGGGUGACGUCACGGACCGCAUCAACCUGACGCCGGUGGCGCUCAUGGAGGGCAUGGCGUUCGCCAAGACGGCCUUCCAGGACGAGCCCACCAAGCCGGACCACACCAACGUGCCGUCCGCAGUUUUCACGAACCCCCCCAUCGGCACGGUGGGCCUGACGGAGGCGGAGGCGGUGGAGCAGUAUGGUGACGUGGACGUUUUCACGAGCACCUUCCGGCCCAUGAAGUCGACCAUUUCCGGCAACCCGGUGCGGACCUUUGUCAAGAUCCUAGUGGACGCCGCUACCGAUAAGGUCAUUGGGCUGCACAUGUGCGGCGAGGACGGGCCAGAGAUCAUGCAGGGCUUCGCUGUCGCUGUGCGGAUGGGCGUGACCAAGAAGCAGAUGGAUUCCACGGUGGGGAUCCACCCGACGUCAGCCGAGGAGCUUGUGACUAUGCGGACACCGACGAGGCAGAUCAGGAAAGAGGAGGCGCAGAAUGGGAAAGGAGAAAAGGAGAUGGCUGCAGCUGCGACAUAGGCGAGGGGACUCCCUUCCGGUUAUAAGGAAAUUAACAUCGACUUAUAUGCAGGCGCCUGUAGAUGUCCAAAAGGAGUUCUCGUGUUGAGGUUAUGCCGUUUUCGAGUGUUGUGCAUACGACUUGAACUAAUUUCGGUUUGAAUAUGUGGAUAGAUUUGUGACGGAGUCACCUUCUUGCUAGCGCCUGAUCAAUGAGAAAACUUAUGAUCCAGCUGUGUCGAUACAUAGCCGGUAAGGGGGUUGGAGCUGCAACUUUGCUUCUGCGACUUUGCUUCGACAAUUUUCAAACCAUUGAUGGUUGUUUGACAAUCUCCUGUUGAUGAUAGCGCUCUGAUCCCUUAACCUGAAUGUAAACAUUGUCGGCGAUUGCGAACGUGUAUAAUAAGCUUCCAG